This is a messenger RNA of Oppia nitens, 457 nucleotides long. Its product is annotated as protein nemuri-like. Lineage: Eukaryota; Metazoa; Arthropoda; Arachnida; Sarcoptiformes; Oppiidae. The transcript is spliced from 2 exons. The record is from RefSeq and is a predicted model, not a curated record. Bases 5 to 397 code for a protein of 130 amino acids.
AAAUAUGUUAAAAUUUCAUAUAUUUUGUCUAAUUGUUAUCACAUUAGUUGUGAUUCAAACAAUUGACGGGAUUAACAGUGAUUCCCAAUUAAGUGACAAUGAAGUACUAGAGUUGUCCAAAAAGUUCAAUGAAGUGGUCAGAAAAGUCAAUGAUAUACUCAAUGGACAGACAGCUAAAAAAGAUGUUUUAUUAAAACGGUCGCGAAAUAAAGGAAAUAAUAGACGUAAGGGUAGGGGUAGGGGUAGGGGUAGAGGUAGGGGUAGGGGUAGGGGUAGGGGUAAGGGUAGGCGAAAUGGUAGACGUAAUGGUAGGGGAAAUGGUAGACGAAAUGGUAGACGUAAUGGUAGACGAAAUGGUAGACGAAAUGGUAGACGAAAUGGUAGACGAAAUGGUUGAACUACUGGACCUAUUUCUGAUAUAAACUAUUUUUAAAAGUAAUAAAUAUAUAUUAAUAAA